AAUAAAUUCCCAUUUCUCCUCUCUCUCUUCUCUCGCUCUCUCCCCGCCUCUGAAACUGAAAUACGUACACUUCUCAGUUCAAAAAUGGCGAGUCGCCGGAAGCCCCAGAGCUUGAACGACAGCCACUACCGCUUCCUCCAGGACCUCACCACUCCUCGCCCUUCCAAUCCUUCCUCAUCCUCCUUCAAUCCCUCCUCCAUUCCUCCUCCUCCUUCGUUUCACCUAGGUGAAGAAGAGACCGGGGUGGCGCAACCGCAGCCUGAUAAGAAUCGGGGCGGCGGUGAUCGCGACGACAGUAUUCCUCGCUUCUCCAUGCUUUCUGAUUCCGAUUCUCCUCUAGUCCCUGAAGAGAGGAGCAGAGAGAAGGCUGAGAUAGAGACUAGGCCACGGGUUAGCAAGGUUUCGUCUUUGGACGGCGAGGACACCGAGAACAUACCGCCUGCUAAGCCAGAGGUCUCUGAUAUUGCAGAUAAGGGCAAUAAGCAGGUAAAGGUUAAACUCCAAGGGAGGCGUAGGUUAUGCAAAAUCUCAUCUCGAGAUGGUGAAACCGCUGAUAAUACACAACCCUGCGAUGAUCCGAACUUUUCCGAUAGUGCUGAUUUUGAUUCUCCGGUACCACCGAAAAACUGUGGAGGGGGUAACGAGGAUGGCAAUACUAAUGACAUUAGGGAUAUUCUCAAUAGUUUAAGCUCACGCCUCGAGCUUUUGUCGAUUGAGAAGAAAAGACCGUCGAAAGAUAGUUCUCGUGCUGAUGGAUGGAAGCCAACUAAAGUUGAGAUGAUUAAAGAUAAUGAGGAAGCUGAUGUUCCUGAAUACACAAGCACUGGGUCUUCAUUUUCGGGGAUCUCUGAAUUGCCUGAUAACUCAUCAGUCAAAGAUAAUAACCUUGGAGGCAGCAUUCGAAAUGUAAAAGAUGAAGGUCAUGGUGAUGGACGAGGGCGACAUGAAUCUGAGACUAAUAGUCUUGCAAAUAGGGGUGUGGCGACUAUGAAAGGAGUUGACAGGGUGAAAGUUGAUGAUGAAUUGGAGACUUUGGGGCAAUCGCAUUCGUAUCUUACGGAAAGGGAGAGUUAUCUGCAGAUUGGGGUUGAAGGUCACCGUCAAGUUUGCCAACACAAAAUUGACAGCGACGCAGAUGAGGAUGAUUGUGUACUUUUGAGCAGCAGAAGUCAUCGGACCAAAUUUGGCAGCAAAGAAGAGGAUGAUGGUUAUGUUCCUCUGAGCAGCAGAAAUCAGGGAAAAGAAUUGGGGAAGAGCAGAACCCAGAGUGAAGGUUUUGUCAAUUCUAGUGUUGUUGAUGCAUCUGUUGAUGCGGAAGCAAAUGCUCCGUUCACUUUGACUGGCCCAAGAUUUACAUACAAAUUACCCAGAGCAAUAUCAAAGAUUCUAUAUCCGCAUCAGGUUGAUGGUUUGAAAUGGCUCUGGUCCCUUCACUGUCAAGGGAAAGGUGGAAUCCUUGGUGAUGACAUGGGUUUGGGGAAAACAAUGCAGAUUUGCAGUUUCUUAGCUGGAUUAUUCCAUUCACGGUUGAUAAAGCGGGUGCUGGUGGUGACCCCGAAAACCCUUCUUUCCCAUUGGAUCAAAGAAUUAUCAGCGGUUGGACUUUCUGAGAAGACAAAAGAAUAUUUUGGGACCAGUGCAAAGGCUCGUCAGUAUGAGUUGGACUACAUACUUCAGAACAAAGGUGUACUAUUAACAACAUAUGAUAUAGUGCGCAACAACUCGAAAUCGUUAAGAGGGGACUUUUACUUUAAGGAUGAUGAGAGCGAGGAUAGCAUCACAUGGGACUAUAUGAUUCUUGAUGAGGGACAUCUGAUAAAGAAUCCUAGUACACAGAGGGCAAAGAGUUUACUGGAGAUACCGAGUGCACACCGUAUUAUUGUCAGUGGCACCCCAAUACAGAACAAUUUAAGGGAGUUAUGGGCCUUAUUCAACUUUUGCUGCCCUGAAUUGCUGGGUGACAAUAAAGAGUUCAAGGAGAAAUAUGAGGAUCGAAUUCUUCGUGGAAAUGAUAAAAAGGCUUCGGAUAGGGAAAAGCGCAUUGGUUCAGCUGUGGCGAAGGACCUAAGGGAGCGCAUUCAACCAUAUUUCUUGCGUCGCUUGAAGAGUGAGGUAUUCCAAGAAGAUGAUUCGGUUGCUAAACUAUCCAAGAAGAAUGAGCUAAUUGUUUGGUUGAGAUUGACUAGUUGUCAGCGGCGCAUCUAUGAAGCCUAUUUAAACAGUGAGCUGGUUCUAUCUGCCUUCUAUGACUCUCCAUUGGCUGCACUAACGAUACUGAAGAAAAUAUGUGAUCACCCAUUGAUUUUGACCAAAAGAGCUGCUGAAGAUGUUCUUGAGGGCAUGGAUUCAAUGGAUAAUCCAGAAGAUGUACAUAUGGCUGAGAAACUUGCAUCAUACAUAGCUGAUGUUGGUGAGAAAGAUGAUUUUCUGGAAAAACACGAUAGUAUCUCCUGCAAAAUAUCUUUCAUAAUGUCUUUAUUGGAUAAUUUGAUACCUGAGGGACACAAUGUACUUAUCUUUUCCCAGACUCGCAAGAUGCUCAAUCUUAUUCAGGAAUCAUUGAUAUCCAACGGUUAUGAGUAUUUGAGAAUCGAUGGAACCACAAAGGCCAGUGACAGGAUAAAGAUUGUAAAUGAUUUCCAAGAAGGCAUAGGGGCUCCUAUAUUUCUUUUAACAUCCCAAGUUGGCGGUCUGGGCCUUACCCUAACAAAAGCAGAUCGCGUCAUUGUGGUUGAUCCAGCGUGGAACCCAAGCACUGAUAAUCAAAGUGUUGAUCGUGCAUAUCGGAUUGGGCAAAAGAAAGACGUCAUUGUAUAUAGAUUGAUGACCUGUGGAACCGUUGAAGAAAAAAUAUACAGGAAGCAGAUAUUCAAAGGUGGUUUGUUCAAGACAGCAACUGAGCAUAAAGAACAGAUGCGGUACUUUAGCCAGCAGGAUCUGAGGGAGCUCUUCAGUCUGCCCAAACUGGGUUUUGACGUUUCUCCUACUCAACAGCAGUUGCAGGAGGAGCAUGAUCGGCAACAUCAAAUGGAUGAAUGUCUCAAGUCUCACAUUGAGUUCCUCCAGACCCUCGGCAUUGCUGGUGUCAGUAACCAUAGUCUACUCUAUUCCAAGACGGCUCCCGUACAAGUUACAGAGGAAGAAGUGGAGCAGAUAAGGUCAAAAGGAACGGCGUAUGUGCAGAAUUAUCCGUCCUCACGUGCUUCAGUUGAACGAGAUGUUGAUGGGGCCGCAUUUGCCUUUAACCCGAAGGAUGUGAAACUCGUCGCCACGAGAAAGAGUCAGUCCCCAGUCAGCGCUGGCAAGUUGACGGAAAGUGAAAUAAAAGAACGCAUAAGUCGCCUGUCACAGAUGUUGGGAAAUAAGGUCAUGAUAUCGAGAUUACCCGACAAGGGGGAGAAAAUUCAGAAGCAGAUUGUCGAGUUGAAUCUUGAGCUCGAGAAGCUCAGGGGGGCAGGAGCCACUGAGAGGGUAGUGAUCGAUUUGGACGAGAUCAGCAGCGAUUUCCAGAAGCAGUUGAAUGUUACUUCAGGGCAUGAGAAGGGAUCGACAUCUCUCUCGUCGUUCUGACAGUCAGUGGAUUGGAUUGGAACAAUUCUUAGGGAGCUUUUGUGACUAUUGCUUAUCACGAAGUCGAACGAUCAAAGGGGCUUUAUUUUUGAAACUAUGCUGCUGUGCCUGAGCCCGAGGCGAUUCCUCUGCCAUUCUCAUUGCCCAUUGAAAUUGCCCAUUGAAGUAAAUGUGUCUUAAAAUUUUCAAUUUUUUGGGAACCAUCUGAUCUGCAACUAUUUUGUAGAUAUGUCACGGUCUCAUUCUCCAGAGCAUUUGUAAAGUAAACUCGAAAUGAUUCGAUCGUUUUUUCACCAAAAAGCAAAAAAAAAACAAAAAAUC
Punica granatum (pomegranate) is the source of this 3891-nucleotide messenger RNA. The record is from RefSeq and is a predicted model, not a curated record. NCBI's taxonomy places the organism in Eukaryota, Viridiplantae, Streptophyta, Magnoliopsida, Myrtales, Lythraceae.